This is a messenger RNA of Papaver somniferum (opium poppy), 2361 nucleotides long. RefSeq lists its product as uncharacterized. The record is from RefSeq and is a predicted model, not a curated record. The coding region runs from base 1 to 2361 and encodes 786 amino acids. Lineage: Eukaryota; Viridiplantae; Streptophyta; Magnoliopsida; Ranunculales; Papaveraceae. The transcript has a single exon.
AUGUCAUCUGAUGAGAACAAGAAAUGGAUGAAGUGUGACCGUAAGUCUGGUGAAUACAUACAAGGUGUGAGGUCAUUUAUACAGUUUGCCAAGAAUAAUGGUAGUGGGAGGGUUUUAUUUUCAUGUCCUUGUCGAAAUUGUAUGAAUGGUAAAGGUUCAGUUUCACUUAGUGAGAUAUCAUUGCAUUUGCUCAAAUAUGGUAUUUGUUUGACGUAUACAACAUGGCGUCAUCAUGGUGAAAGUUCAGUAGAAGCACGGUCAAGACAUAGGGAUAAGACUACAGCAGGUAUGGAUGGGAAUGUUACAGUAGAUGUGGAUGUGGAUGGGAAUGUUACAUCUGCUAUGGAUAUGGAUGUGAAUGUCACAGAAGGAUUUGAUGUGGAUGAGAAUGUUACAGCAGGUGUGGAUGUGGAUGAGAAUGUUACAACAAAUGUGGAUGUGGAUGAGAAUGUUGGGACCAAGGGGUGUUGUAAGAAAAAGUUAUCAGGGGCCGAGCGAGCAAGAGUACCAUUGUAUCCUUCGUGUCCUAAAGGAAAGUCGGCGUUGUAUGUAGCGAUAAUGGUGAACAUCAUAAAGACUCAGUAUGCGAUUUCAGAUAAUGGUAUGACUGCAAUGUUAGAAUUGAUAAAAGAGUUGCUUCCCGAAGAAAACACCCUGCCAAGUAAGUUUCCAGAUGUCAAGAAGAUAAUUCAAGAGUUGGGGAUGGAUUAUGUAACCUACGAUGCUUGCGUGAAUGAUUGUAUACUCUAUUGGAAGGAUAAGAGUUCAUUGCUGAAGUGCCAUGUAUGUCAAGAACCGCGGUAUGUAAGAGUUUUCAAUGAUGAGAGAAAACUUACUCAAGUUGCGCAGAAGACGUUGAGACACUUUCCAAUAAUUGCAAGGCUGAAAAGAUUUUAUAGUAUACCAUGGAUAGCAGAGGCGAUGCUUUGGCAUUUUAGAGCACAGAAAGAUAUCAAUGUAAUGCGUCAUCCCGUUGAUUCUUCAGCUUGGCGUUGUGCGGAUAGUUUUUGUCCAGAGUUUGCUAAGGAAGCACGGAAUGUUACUCUUGGUAUAGCAACUGACGGCUUCAACCCCAAUGGAUGCUUUGGUCUCAAUUACAGCUGUUGGCCGGUAAUUCUCUGUCCGUAUAAUCUUCCUCCUUCGAUGUGUAUGAAGAGGGAGUUUUCUAUGUUAUGUUUGUUGAUAUCAGGCCCGAGAGCACCAGGUAAAGAUAUCGAUGUUUACUUACAACCAUUGAUUGAAGAGUUGAAAGAGUUAUGGAAUGAUGGUGUUAUGACUUUCGACAGCUUCACCGGUUCUGAAUUUCUGAUGAGAGCUAGGUUGUUAUGGGAAAUUCAUGAUUUUCCAGCAUUAGGGACUCUUUCUGGAUGUGUAACUCAUGGGUAUUUUGCUUGUCCAAGUUGUGGAGAAGAAACAGAUGCUGAGUGGCUGCCAUAUAGUAAGAAGUUGUGUUAUAUGGGACAUCGAAGAUGGCUGCCAACGAAACACAAGUUUAGAGAUGAUAAAACAAACUUCAGUGGAGGAGUUGAGCAUGGUAAAGCUCCAUGGCCACUAACAGGAUUGCAAGUUCAAGAGAUGGUAGCUAAUUUGAAAAGCAAACAGGGUAAAGGAAAACCACCAUCAAAGAAACGUAAAAGAGGACUGAAGGGUAUGCUGAUGAAGAAAUUUCCGAUCACUCUUUAUUUUCUCGAAGGUCUAUUCUUUAUUUUGCCGUAUUGGGGAGCGAACACAGUUCGUCACUGUACAGAUGUGAUGCAUACCGAGAAGAAUAUAACUGAGCACAUUGUUAAUACUGUAUUGGGAAAUAGCAAGUCAAAAGAUGGUCUUAAUGCACGUAAAGAUAUGGAAGCUAUGGGGAUUAAAAAGCGGUUAUGGUUGAAAGAGGAUGACAACACGGGCAAGACAACAAUGGAAGAUGGGUCUUUUGCCUUAACAAAGGAUGAAAAAGUUGCUUUCUGUACAGUUUUGAAGAAUUUAAGGGUGCCUUCAAAUUUCUGUUCCAAUCUUCGCAACAACGUUGGUAUAAAUCCACCGGAGUUGAAGAAUUUAAAGUCUCAUGAUUACCAUGUUAUGAUGCAGUCUUUGUUUCCACUGCUUGUUCAUACUGCAACUUCAUUUCCUAAAGAUCUGCGAGUUGCUCUUCUCCGGAUUAGUUUAUUUUUCAAUAUCUUAUGUGCGAAGGUUAUUAACAGAGAGCAUCUUUUACAAGCUAAAGCUAGUUUGGUGGAGGCGAUGUGUUCUAGAAAAUACUUUCCUCCAUCCUUCUUUGUCAUUAGUAUCCACCUGAUGAUUCAUCUGGCAGAUGAAGCUUUAAUCUGCGGUCCGGUCAGAUUUAGGUGGAUGUACCCCUUUGAGAGGUAA